Molecule: messenger RNA, 558 nt
Organism: Closterium sp. Naga37s-1
Lineage: Eukaryota; Viridiplantae; Streptophyta; Zygnematophyceae; Desmidiales; Closteriaceae
Source: the annotation of a GenBank genome assembly
AUGGGUCAUGCCAACCACCGACCUGCUGGCGAUGCUCACAGCGCUCUCCUUUGGGGCUGCCUGCUGGUAAUGAGUUGUACCCUCUAUAACUGCGCCAUCUGCCUCUACAAGCUGCAUGCUGGAAACACUGAGACGCCAUCAGAUGAAGAUUUUGGGGCAGCAGGUGUGAUUGCUGAAAGGGAAGCAACUGGGGAUAUUGAAGCGGCAGCAGUUGGGGAUAUUGAAGUGGCAGCAAUUGGGGAUAUAAGCGCAGCAGGAGGUGAGGAUAGUGAAAGGGCAGCAGUUGGGGAUAUCGAUAUAGCAGCAGGUGUGGAUGUUGUAAUGUUAGCGAUUGCGGAUAGUGAAAUAGCAGCAGUUAGUGAUGUUGAAGCGGCAGCAGCUGAGGAUAUUGAAAAGGGAGCAGGUGCUGUUGUUGAAAGGGCAGCAGUGGGGGAGAUUGAAAUUGCAGCAGAAGUUGGGAAUAUUGAAAGGGUAUUAGCUGGGGAUAUUGAGAGGAUAACAGUUGGGGAUACUCUAAGGACAGCGGAUGGGGAUGUUGGGCUGAGAAAAAGCCCUUAG